This is a messenger RNA of Phasianus colchicus (ring-necked pheasant), 1088 nucleotides long. RefSeq names its product RAB34, member RAS oncogene family (gene RAB34). The record is from RefSeq and is a predicted model, not a curated record. Gene Ontology annotation, molecular function: GTPase activity; GTP binding. Lineage: Eukaryota; Metazoa; Chordata; Aves; Galliformes; Phasianidae.
CUCCCGGGUCGGGGCGGGGCGUGGACGCCGAUGCCUCCGGGGCGGAGUGUGCGGCGCUGAGCACCGAGCGGAGCGGGAGGGGCGCGGGAACGGGGAUCGCCCCUCGGCCUGGCGGUUCCCCUCAGCCCCGCUCCAUCCCGCCCAUCCCAUCCCUCCGGCCGCGGGGCACCAUGAACGUGCUGGCCCCGGUGCGCAGGGACAGGGUGGUGGCCGAUCUGCCGCAGUGCUUUCGGAAGGAGGCCGCCCUGCACACCCGCCCCGAAUUCCAUUCCAGUGUGAGCAGCGCCUGCCAGGAGCAGCGGACGGGCACUGUGGGCUUCAAGAUCUCCAAGAUCAUCGUGGUGGGGGACCUGGCGGUGGGGAAGACCUGCCUCAUCAACCGUUUUUGCAAGGACACCUUUGACAAGAACUACAAGGCGACCAUCGGGGUGGACUUUGAGAUGGAGCGCUUUGAAGUGCUGGGGGUGCCCUUCAGCCUGCAGCUGUGGGACACGGCCGGACAGGAGCGCUUCAAAUGCAUUGCCUCCACCUACUACCGGGGAGCACAAGCCAUCGUCAUCGUCUUUGAUGUCAACGAUGUGGCAUCCCUGGACCACACACGGCAGUGGUUGGCAGACGCCUUGAAGGAGAACGAUCCCUCCAACGUCAUCCUCUUCCUGGUGGGCUCCAAGAAGGACCUGAGCACACCAGCUCAGUACAGCCGGAUGGAGAAGGAUGCCCUCAAGGUGGCCCAGGAGAUGCAGGCAGAGUUCUGGGCUGUGUCCUCACUCACAGGAGAGAACGUGAGGGAUUUCUUCUUCCGUGUGGCAGCACUGACCUUUGAGAGCAGUGUGUUGGCAGAGCUGGAGCGUGGCAGUGCCCGGCGGAUCGGCGAUGCCGUACGCAUCGGCAGCACCGAGAGCGACCUGUACCUGUCAGCACCCCGCAAGAAACCCAAAUGCUGCCAGUGAGCCCCGCGGCACCUCGUGCCUCCAUACCAAAGAGCGGCGGCCCCGGCGGGUGGGGGCAUCCCAUAGCUAUGCAAACCCCCCCCUAGAAGGGACACCCCCAGCCUUCAUUGUAAUAAAAUGGUUUUUUAUGCUUUUUAA